Molecule: messenger RNA, 3719 nt
Organism: Brassica rapa (field mustard)
Lineage: Eukaryota; Viridiplantae; Streptophyta; Magnoliopsida; Brassicales; Brassicaceae
Source: RefSeq, a predicted model, not a curated record
CUCUUACUGGCAACCGUAAGACGAAAUCGGAGUUUUACGGAAAGAUAAAUAUGGUUUACGGAGAAUUGAUGGAAAAAGCAGAUUCUUUAGGAGAACUUAUCCGAAAAUUAGAAGGUCAAGUAGCUGAGAUAGCAACUGCAAUAAAGAGAGAUGGUGGAUGUCUUCCCGGAAGGACUGAUCUAAACCCAAGACGUCAAGUCAGUGCCGUAAUACUGCGCAGCAGAAAAAACCUCGCAGCAGGCACGAGGAAUAAUUCAGAUAUUGGAAAACCUGACGAUGCCGAUGAGACCGGGAAAAGCAACUCUCAUCCCAUUUUUCUUGACGAACCAGACCCAAAUCUAUCUCAAGAUAACCGGAAAACCACCACUGAAAAGGCUAAGGAAAAAGCAAUAGACUUAGAACUAGAAGAAGAUACGGAGAUUGAGGAUGAGAUCGAUCGACAGUACGGAACUGACGUCGAUCGACCCAAAACAACCACCGUCGAUCAACAACCGAAGAAACCCAUCGAUCGACGGUCUACUCAACCCGAACCCAUAAUUGAAAGAGUCUAUAGAACUUUACCCCCUUUUCCUCCUAAAACGCAAACUAAGAAAUCAUUAGAGAACGCAAUCUGCAAGAAAGCCUUAGAUAGGAUUUCUGUCGAGAUGUCUCUUAGCGAUGCUAUAAAAAUAGCACCUUCAAUUAAGAAGUAUAUAAAAGAUAUGACAUCUCCAAACUAUCCAAUCGCAGAACACAGUGUGAUGAUGAUUUCAGAAGAAGUAAGUGCUAUGAUUAAAGGAGAAACUCCAACGAAGAGAUCCGAUCCUGGUAGUUUCGUCCUAGAUUGUAAGAUUGAAAACACGCGUUUCCCUAGAUCACUAUGUGACCUCGGUUCUAGCGUGAACCUUAUGCCUUACUCUGUUGCUGUGACGUUAGGAUACAGAGAGUUUAUGCCAACUCCGAUCACCCUGGUUUUAGCUGAUAGAUCUAUUAGGGUACCCGAAGGAAUUCUCGAAGAUGUUCCCAUAAAGAUUAACGAUUGCAUCGUGCCUACGGAUUUUGUUGUGUUGAAAUACAGACAAGAACCCAAAGACCCUCUCAUUUUGGGAUGGCCAUUCCUAGCUACAGCUGGAGCGAUCAUUGACGUCAAGGAAGGACGAAUUAAUUUGAACAUAGGGGAUAUCUCGAUGACAUUUGAUAUGGAAAAACUGAUUAAGCGACCUCUAAUAGAUGACCAGGCCUUCUACGUGGAAAAGGUUUCCGAGGAUGAACGAGACUCUUUCAUUAACAUGUGUUCAGACAACCCCUUAGAAGAUACCCUUAACCACGUGGAAAAUGAAGUGUUUAGCAUAUCAGAUAGGACAGACGAUUACACGCAACUAAUGGACGCUAGCAUCGACGUUGCAAACGUAGAAGAAAAUGACGAUUCCGAAGUUGUCAUCGAUCGAUACCUUGAAGAUACCGUCGAUCGACAACCUCCUUCACAAUCAAAUUGGUCUAAAAAUAAAGCACCAAAGGUAGAAUUAAAACCUCUGCCCAGCGGUCUUAAGUACACUUACCUUUAUGAUCAAUCCUACCCUGUUAUCGUCAACGCCAAUCUCACUAGCGGAGAACUUGCUUUAUUGCUGAAUAAAUUACGCAAGUACAGGAAAGCAACCGGGUAUUCUCUCGAUGACAUUCCUGGAAUUUCUCCUGAUCUUUGCAUGCAUCGGAUUAACUUGGAAGAUGACGCUAAAACGUCAAUAGAACAGCAAAGGAGAUUGAAUCAAAAUCUGAAAGAAGUAGUUAAGAAGGAAAUUAUAAAACUCCUAGACGCUGGAGUUAUUUACCCCAUUUCGGAUAGCAAAUGGGUAAGCCCCGUACAUGUCGUACCCAAAAAGGGAGGUAUCACAGUAGUGAAGAAUGAAAAAGACGAACUCAUUCCGACUCGUACCGUUACUGGUCAUCGGAUGUGCAUUGAUUAUAGGAAAUUGAAUGCCGCUACUAGGAAAGACCAUUUUCCCCUUCCCUUUAUUGAUCAGAUGCUGGAGAGAUUAGCUAAUCACCAGUAUUACUGUUUUCUUGAUGGAUAUUCCGGAUUUUUUCAAAUUCCUAUACACCCGGAUGAUCAAGAAAAGACAACGUUUACAUGCCCCUAUGGAACUUUCGCAUAUCGCAGAAUGCCAUUUGGUCUAUGUAACGCCCCCGCUACUUUCCAACGAUGCAUGAUGUCAAUCUUUACAUAUAUGAUCGAGGACUUUAUGGAAGUAUUCAUUGAUGAUUUUUCAGUCUAUGGAUCAGAUUUUAUGAGUUGCCUCGAUAAUUUAUGCAAGGUAUUGGAAACAUGCGAAGAAAAGAACCUCGUCCUAAACUGGGAAAUAUGCCAUUUCAUGGUAAACGAUGGAAUAGUAUUAGGACAUAGAGUUUCCGCUGCUGGAAUAGAGGUCGAUAGAGCUAAGAUUGAAGUAAUGACCAGUUUACCCCCACCUAAAACUGUUAAGGACGUACGAAGUUUUCUCGGACACGCCAAAUUUUACAGAAGAUUUAUACUGGAGUUCAGCAAAAUCGCUAGACCUCUAAAUAACUUACUGUGCAAGGAUAUUAAAUUUGAUUUUACCCCCGAAUGCAUGAGAGCUUUUGAAGAUUUAAAGAAAUCCCUUAUCACUGCCCCUGUCGUACAAGCCCCCGAUUGGAAUCUUCCUGUCGAAAUCAUGUGCGAUGCGAGUGACUUCGCAAUUGGAGCAGUUCUAGGCCAAAGGAAAGAUAAAAAGCUACAUGCUAUUUACUACGCCAGCCGCACGCUUGAUGAAGCACUACACAAUUAUGCAACAACAGAGAAAGAACUAUUAGCUGUAGUUUACGCUUUUGAAAAAUUCAGUCAAUACUUGAUUGGCUCACGUGUAAUAGUUCACACUGAUCACGCUGCCAUCAAAUAUUUAAUGCAAAAGAAAGAUGCAAAACCUCGACUCAUACGCUGGAUUCUACUACUCCAAGAGUUUGACAUUGAGAUUAAGGAUAAGAGAGGAGUAGAUAAUGGAGUCGCUGACCAUCUUUCUCGUAUAAGGAUAGAGGAUGAUAUCCCUAUGGACGAUUUCUUUCCCACAGAGAAUGUUGCACACAUAGAUAUAUCCUUCGUCGGUCAAGUAUCUCUCACAUCUGAAGAUCAAUCGAUCGAUGAGGGAGAUGCCAUAUCGAUCGAUUCACGUAGUUCUACAUCGAUCGAUGACGAGACUGAUGUAAUUUCUCACCUCUCAGGUAACCAAGAUCACGAACCCCCGUUUAUUAAGAUCAACUUUGGUUUACAAGUAAAUGUUUUCGGUGAUGAGAUUAAUCUCACACCUAAGGAAUUAUCACAACGGGAGGUAAAUGCGAUUGGUAGAAACUCGGAUAACCGACCCUGGUAUGCCGACAUAGUUAACUAUUUGGCAGCUAAGGUUGAACCAGACGAACUCAAGGGAUAUAUGAGGAAGAAAUUUUUCAGAGAAGUAAGACGCUAUCAUUGGAUGAACCUUACCUCUAUAAGCAUUUUUCUGAUGGCAUAUACAGACGAUGCAUAUCCGAAGCUGAAAUUCCAGACAUUAUUUACCAAUGUCACGGAGCUGAGUAUGCAGGACAUUUCGCUACCUUUAAAACGGUUUCAAAAAUUCUCCAAGCAGGAUUUUGGUGGCCAACUAUCUUUCGCGAUGUCCAUGCAUUUAUAACCCAAUGUGACAGAUGCCAAAGACGGGGAAAAUCAGCAAAAGACACGAAAUGAAACAAAA